GGGCCCCGCCGCCUAUAAAUUGGGUGCCCCGGCAGCCGCCGUGCCGGCGCGGAGGUGAGAGGUGUUGGUGUGGAGCCGGUUGCUGUGGCGUGCCCGGGGGUCCUGGUCCGGCUCGGCGAUGUCUGACCCAGCUCAGCAACCUGCUCCCGGGGCCCCUGAAGGGGGAGCCCCUGGUGGGGGCCCCCCUGGGCCACCCCCCAAUCUGAGCAGUAACCGCCGGCUGCAGCAGACGCAGGCCCAAGUGGAGGAGGUGGUUGAUAUAAUGCGUGUAAAUGUAGACAAAGUGCUGGAACGAGACCAGAAACUGUCAGAGCUAGAUGACCGGGCAGAUGCACUUCAGGCUGGUGCCUCACAAUUUGAAAGUAGCGCGGCAAAACUCAAAAGGAAGUACUGGUGGAAGAACUGCAAGAUGAUGAUCAUGAUGGGAGUGAUUUGUGCCAUUGUGGUGGUGGUGAUUGUAAUCUACUUUUUUACUUGAAUGUAGCUCCUUCAGUCUGCAGCCUACUGUCCCCUGUCACCUUGCCUGUCUCUUCUUGCCCCUGAAUCUUUCCUUCCCUUCCACCUAGCUUCUUCAUUGAUUUCUUUAUUGGUUUUAAUUUGUCUUCUGUAUAGACUCUGAAGCGCUCUAUUGAACAUGGUUAGACUCUUCAACAGCUGCUGCAGCUUUAGGGAGGGUCAUCUGAGUUUAAAGGAAAGGGAAGUAGAGGAGGAGUGGGUAGCUAAUGCUCCUGCUCUUCUGCAGGGAAUUUUUGUGGCUUGUUUUUGGGUGUGAACUUGUCAAAUAGUGCCUGUGUGGACUCUAGCAAAAUAAGAAUGCCUUAACGUAGUGCCUUUGGGGAUGAAGGACUCCAGCAUGUGAGAUUCUUUAGUAUUCUGCCUAAAAAGAGCAGCAGCAUGACUUAAGCUUUUCAUUGAGCUUCUGAAAUAAAGGCUAGUUUGUGUUGGUCAGUGGCUGUGAACCAUCUGACUGAGCUAGAUAUAGUCAUCUAGAUUUCUCUAGCCAUGGAGAGAUGAGCACUUAAAGAAACAAUUUAUUCUGCCUGUCCUUAUUUUCAGAUGACUUGCUGUCUGAACAUGGCCAUUUCAGUUAUUAUAAAGGAGAGCCUACAUGAUUACCUCAGUCAAGUGCAACAGACUAAGGAGUUUUGUAACUAUCUAGAAGGCAUGUGUGGGAGUAAAAUCUCCUGCCAGAAGGAACAAAAGAACAACAGUAAGGAGUCUGGUGAGGGGUGUCAAAUAUUCCUUUCAUCUAUGCAGACACAAGCCAGGACCUGUGGCUUUCUACUGUUUUGUAGCUUUCUGGAAGACUUUGGGGUAGUGGCAGAGUGGAAACGUUUUUCUUUUGUGUUACUGAGUUGAAUGUCAAAGGACUGGGGAUAUUCCAGAUGAGACUGAACGAGCCACACAGCUUUUUGAUUAUGAAUACCUGUUCUGUUUCUGCUACUACAAAGUCCUAACUUGCAGCAGGAGUUAGAAAAUACUUGGAAUGGUUAGCUAGGGAUUCAAAGGGAAAUGCUGCUCUGGGCAUGGGUAUUACAAUGUGACAUCAGAUGUCCCAGUUUGGCAGCGCAGAUCUCUAGAGAUCUUGCCUAUCAAACUGAAAUCCUCCUACUUGCUAUGGGUUCUCUAAUUUAGAUCCAAGAUGGUAUCUGCUAAAAGUAAACUUGCAGCAUGGAAUGCUGUGGCUUCCUGUAAGCAAUCCCCUUGUUCUCCUCCUUCAAAAAUAGCAGGAGCUGUGAGUUGCUUAAGUGUGUUGACAAACCUGGGGUUAAAUGAGCUGCCCUGUUCCUCAGUUUCUGCAGAGUCUUCUGAGGAAAGUGCAUCUUGUCUUUUCUUACAAGCUGGGCCUGUAAUCUAGACUGGAAAGAGGGCACUCCUUUAAUUUAGGAAGCUCUACCUGGGUUCUAGAAUACACUGGGAUCUGUCUAGGCUUAAGAGGAUGCGGGGAGGCAGGGGAGUGAAGUACAAAAGCUGUGAGGAGCAGAAGCUUGUUGUUUCAUUGGGUGUGCCAGGGAAUCCCCUUUCCUCCUCACAGGGCAUCUGGGAAGGGGCUAGGUUUUGCAUGCUCACUUCCAUGCCCCAGCAUUUCAUUUGCGCUGAGUUCAUCUCCCUGCAAUUCCAUCCCUGUCCACCUUGGGUGAGGGCAGAGAUGAAGAUCUGGAGUGAAGCAGCCCUCGUCCCCUGAGCACUUCCCUAAUUCCCUGUGGAACUGAGAUGUGAUGGACGGUCAGAAGUGCAUCUACUGAAGAGGAGCCAGGGCCUGCUUGUACUACUUACUGCUAUCAUUUUAGGGGGUGGGCAUACAAGCUUGAGGCCCCCAGACCAGCACUUCUCUUGAACUCUUCUAAACGAGCCUUUGGUGCCCCAUUCUUCCUGUUCCUCUGGGGGCUGAGGUCCCCCUAGGCUGUCUCUUCCAUUUCUUUCUCUUAGAUGUUGUAUGUUGCCUCUUCUUCUGUUCCCUUUCCCCUCCUUUGUGUCUCUAUGCAUGGGCAAGAAAAAUCACCAAGGCCCUCUGAGUAAAAGCAAGGGACUCUGCUGUCCACAGCAUUAUAGCCACUCACGCACGUGCAGUUUAUUUCCUUCCUCUAUAAACACAACUGUAAUCUCCUCUGGCAUGUUAUAGUAAUCAGCUCAUGUACUUUAAAUGGUCUCUAAGAAACACAAUUCACCACCUUA
Chroicocephalus ridibundus (black-headed gull) is the source of this 2676-nucleotide messenger RNA. RefSeq names its product vesicle associated membrane protein 1 (gene VAMP1). Gene Ontology annotation, molecular function: SNAP receptor activity; syntaxin binding. The record is from RefSeq and is a predicted model, not a curated record. Bases 119 to 478 code for a protein of 119 amino acids. Gene Ontology annotation, cellular component: SNARE complex; plasma membrane. Gene Ontology annotation, biological process: vesicle-mediated transport; vesicle fusion; SNARE complex assembly. NCBI's taxonomy places the organism in Eukaryota, Metazoa, Chordata, Aves, Charadriiformes, Laridae. The transcript is spliced from 5 exons.